UAAAUGAUUUCCUCUAUGUUCAAAUAAAACGUGUUAAAAAAUACAGUUGUAGAUUUGUUUCAGGCUGAUACAAUGUAAGUAAGCAUCUCGAUCAGAAACGAGUUGUUAAUUAGUGAGUUAUUUUGGAGUGGGUGGGGUGUAUUGAAUUUCUGCUGUAGGACGCCAUGCAGUGUUAGUGAGCAGACACGGACUUUGUCUCAGUCACAGUGUAACUAACGCGGAAGUGAAGUGUAGCCGUUUUUCGUACACAUUUCUCUGUCGCUUUGGACUGCAGACACGAUGGCAGAGGAUAUGCAGACCAAGCUGAAGAAUUACAAGACAGCACCUUUUGAUGCCAGGUUUCCUAACCAAAAUCAAACCAGGAACUGCUUUCAAAAUUACUUGGACUUUCAUCGUUGUACUAAAGCACUAACUGCAAAAGGAGUUGAUACUUCUCCAUGUGAGUGGUAUCACAAGGUAUUUAAAUCAAUCUGCCCAAUCUCCUGGGUAAGCAAAUGGAAUGAUCAGCUGGCAGAAGGCACGUUCCCUGGAAAAAUCUAACUUGUGAUUGCAGCUUGAUUGAAACCCUUACAAUGUUUCCAAAGCUUACAGCUUUCACCAAAAUAAAUACUAAAUAUUAAACAGGUUAUUUUCUCA
This is a messenger RNA of Rhincodon typus (whale shark), 636 nucleotides long. RefSeq names its product cytochrome c oxidase subunit 6B1. Bases 280 to 540 code for a protein of 86 amino acids. The transcript is spliced from 4 exons. Lineage: Eukaryota; Metazoa; Chordata; Chondrichthyes; Orectolobiformes; Rhincodontidae. The record is from RefSeq and is a predicted model, not a curated record. Gene Ontology annotation, cellular component: mitochondrion; respiratory chain complex IV.